This is a messenger RNA of Pleuronectes platessa (European plaice), 2751 nucleotides long. RefSeq lists its product as uncharacterized. Bases 139 to 2634 code for a protein of 831 amino acids. The transcript is spliced from 6 exons. Gene Ontology annotation, molecular function: protein binding. Lineage: Eukaryota; Metazoa; Chordata; Actinopteri; Pleuronectiformes; Pleuronectidae. The record is from RefSeq and is a predicted model, not a curated record.
UAUUGGGCUUUCCAGCUGUAAUUCACUCUGGAGAACCUUUCCUCAACUGCUGGACUGGAGAAUCAUCCCUCAACUGCUGGAUACAAACAAAACCAAUUGUUAUUGCUUCAUCUUCACUGACCUAUCUCAGUUUGACAAAUGGCUCCAAGGAAAUCAAGCAGACACUGGCUCCUCUGUCCAGUUUGUAUGAAGACCCAAGAAUCCCUAAGCUGUCACCUGCGCAGAUCAUGCAUGAAGGAAUCAGAAGAAUCAGACAGAGAAGAGGUGGUUGAAAAGGCCAAGAGUGACGUGUUGGACCUCCUGAAGACUGGACGGGCUUUUAGCUAUCAAGUUCUUAGCCGCAUUGUCUCAUCUUCAAAUCCACUCAAAAGACUGAUUGUGGAGCUGAAAAGUCAUCACUUGUUUGUGACCGGAGAGCCUACACCUUUGCCCCAAGGGAAUCAAAGGUUGGUCGCAGAAACUGGUGAGCCAUCCGGAGAGGCAGGGUCAUCUGACGUGGAAUCUGCCAGCAGCGGUGAACUGUUUCAAUGUAACCGGGAAACAGCUUACAAGGCCAGAACCUCAUUGAAGAAAGCGAACGAAAUGGGGAUUCUGGAAAAGCAUUCUAUAGAUCAUCCACUGCUUCAGGGCUUUGCCGAACACCUACGGGUCAAUUUGGAAAAUACGAGGUACAAACAGGAGGUUGAGACUGUUUCUCGGUACCUUUAUUAUGCCAACCCUGUCGAACCAUCCUUGAAGUUUGUCAGGGACAGAGAGAAGCUCUUAAGCUACACAAGAAAACAGUCGGAGGCAAACUACAGGGCAAAGACUUCAGUCAAUUACCUAAAGUGCUUGAAAAGAUUCUUGGAUUACAACACUGCAUUGACCAAUCUGAGAAAGGAUGACAAGGCGCUCUACAAUGACUGCGUUGAUUUCGUGGAUUACAUUGGCUCUGUGCAGAGUAUGCUCUCUAAGCAAGUGAGCAAAGAGAUUGUAUCCAAGAGGCAUGCCAUGUUAAUGGAUAAAGAUGUUCUUAGUCCUCGUGACUGCUGGGCCAUUUUUGAGAAAGCUGAGGAAGGAUUUUUGAACAUCAUGAAUCAACUUGGUGACAGCUCUACCCCCCCCCUGGCGGCUUCUCAGUGCAUAUUUGUGCUGUACUAUCUGGAGGCAAUCGUCAUACUGAAGCACUGCCAAAGGCCAUGUGUGGUGGAGAACAUGAAGGUCGCCGAAUGGCUUGGGCGGAAACAAGAAGCGGAACAUACAAUCAUAUAUGCAGCAAAUUUUGCGGUUGGAAUUGCCCUGUCGAAGCAGGAGGAGGAGUGGUUUGAAAAGUACUACACAAGAGUGCGACCACAACACCUUGCUGCCAAAGGGAAACGCAAGCGGGACGAACGGAAUGACAAGGAUGGUGAUGAAUUCUUCUUUGUCUCCUCAACGGGGAAGAAAAUCAACAACCCAACCUCUGACCUGGACCGCCUGCAUGAAAAGCACAACCUCCCCCAUGUGAACAGCCAGACUGUGCGGAGAACAUUUGAGACGGAAGCUAACCACUUGGAUGAGCCAAAGAAGGCAUUGGUGGCUGGCUACCUGGCCCAUUCUGUCCACACAGCUGCAAAACACUAUCGAUUGAAAAAUCGGCGGGCAGUUGUGGAGGGCGCUGAUCUAUUGGCCAAGAUGGUUGAGGUGUCAAGUGCCAGGCCUUCCGGAGAAGGCAACAGUCAUGAGCCGUUUGGAGAAGGGCCUAUUCAUCCGUCUGAUGAGUCUUCCAACCAUGGUGACCAUUGUGCUGACCUUUCAUUGAAACAGCCAGUGAUACAUUUGCACAAGCUUCCAGGGGAAAAUGAAAAGGUCAGGUUCCAUGAGGCACUCAAUCAACUCCUGAAAAAACACCCUGUUACACUGAGUGGGAAACAGCCACAAGUGAAAGAGCGCAGGAAUGUCUCUCAAGACUGGGAGCAGAAGCUUUACACACGCUGGAGGGCGAUUCAAUUUGAAAAGCGUGUAAACCAUACCCGUGAACAAUUCAGUCGGCGUAUGCCAGCCAAAGACCGAGUCGACGCAUGGGUACGAAAGCAGGGAUGGAAGGGGAUGACUGCCAACAUAGGCAGUGCAGUUAUCGACAACUGGGCACCAUCUGGAUCUGUUGACCGUAUCAUGGACAGCAAACAGAUCCAGACAAUGGUGAAAACACAGCAGUGGAAAGGACUUUACAUUCAGGAUUUCAACGAAAGGGGCAGAGGGAUCAUUACGACCCGCACAUUUGAGGCUGGUGAGGUUGUCUGCGACUACCAUGGAACUGUUGUUAGCAGAAAGAAGGGCGAGAAAAUUAACAAAAUCACCAAUGAAAAGGAGACUGGCUAUAUCUUCUUUUUCUGGAACAGCAAAGGACAGGCAAUGUGCAUUGAUGCCCACUCAGAGACUUGUCAUUGCCACCCUGGGAUGCAGACGGUUGGCAGGCUGAUCAAUCACUCCAAAAGAAAAUCCAACAUAAGGCCCAUGCAUUUUGCUGUUGACAUGGAUGGAGAAGAAAAGGAUAUCAUCCUUUUCCUCGCAAACAGGACUUUACUGGUGGAUGAGGAAGUUAUGUUUGACUAUGGAGUCAACAAGAACUCUUUUAACAGAGAGGGUGCAAGUUGUGAAUGGCUCGACGACUAGCAAAUAUUGUCUCUGUACUUUUAAAACACAAUUACAGUAAAGUGUUUUGAUGCUAAUACAAAUAAUUUGCUGUACUCUUCAUCUUCUCAUAAUAUUUCAACUCAUUUUAAGCAUUCA